GGUGACAAUACCUCAAAACUCAAGACACUUGUUUCUGAAUGGGUCAACUGUGAGUUCAAGCCAGAUCCACCUGUCGACCCAGAUGACAAAAAUUCCCAUGGAUUUACAAACCAUGUGUGCGGCAGGCUGCUCUGCCCGGCCGAGCUUGAUUGGAGCAAUUUAGCGGUAAGGACAGGGAUUCGCGAUCACUCGGAUGGUUACAUCAUAACGGAUCUCUCAUUUCCGGCCUUCUUGUACAAGAAGUACACUGUCAAUCCGGACGACCUGGAGGAGGGCCUUUUCAAAGGCAAAAUUCUUGUUCAGGUUUGCUACAAAGCGGUUUUCACAUCACCUUCCUCGGCCAAGGAUAUCGAAGGUGAUGGCAAUGGGACUGAUAUCAUCCAGAACAACAGAUGUGCCGAAAAGGCUUCCUGCGGGCUCAAGGUCAAAAAGCAUGUAAGGUUUGCGCUUUCCUCAGUGACCUCCUGGCGGUCUGUCGACAGAGACUUCAACUACGUCCAAUUCUGGCGGACGGUUGUGGACUUCUUUGAAAGACCCCCCAGUCGAGAAGCUCAGCGCAGGGUUGACAGACUCCUCAAAUGGUGGACCAGGUGCGCUACAUACUAUCUACUUUACCUACCAGCCUUUGCUUCAGCUUCACCAUUUAGGAAGGUUUUCUGA
Messenger RNA from Suillus paluster, 660 nucleotides. RefSeq lists its product as uncharacterized. The record is from RefSeq and is a predicted model, not a curated record. The transcript is spliced from 4 exons. The annotation marks the transcript as partial. Lineage: Eukaryota; Fungi; Basidiomycota; Agaricomycetes; Boletales; Suillaceae.